UAGACAUUAUGCCAACUGCUGGUCCCCCUGCACCUCUCUUAAUGAAGGGAGGGAUAGUGGGAAAAAAUCUUUUUGUUUGCACGUACUAAUUAAAAUUCUUUUUCAAGAAUCUUAUCUUUCAACAGUUAGGGACAGGGAUACCAAAACUUCCGCUCAUCACCUUCAGAUCCUGUACAUUUUGAAGUGGAUACAUCUCGUGAAAAAGUCGGAAACAUGUCGGAAUUGGAUGUCAUGAAUGUCAACAGUCUUUCUCAAGACCUGACUCACUCAGGCUCUCCCCUGUGUAUGGAAACCAGCAGCACCACUUCAGACUUGCCUCAGAAUGAAAUAAAGAAUGUAAAAAGGGAAAACGAGUCUCAAUCCACACUUUCUGAAGAGAUCUACAAUGCACUAGACAAUUUGUUAGGUGAUAUCAAUAUUAGAAAUUACUCACAGAAGGUACUAAUUCAGCCAAUCGAUGCCAGCAUUUCAUCCAUGAGACAAUUUGAACCCAUUUGUAAAUUUCACUGGACAGAAUUUAACAGUGAAAUGACAAUAUUUCACAAUCCAACAGAAGGCUCAUCAUACACAGAGAAGCCGGAAUUACGGGGCCAUUUGUAUAAUUACGCACAAGAAGAAGAUUCAUUUAAGGAAGAAAACCCCAUGAGAACUAGCAUUUCCACAAAUCAAAACCGACUUGCUAAUGCAUAUGUCAGACCACCUCCUAGAAGCCCUCCUGUAACCCCCGGCAGUGGAGAGACAUUGUCCUACUCUGAAAACUCACUGGCUGAAAGCACUGCCAGGGAAUCCGCCCUCCAUCCCAACCAACCUCAAAGCUUCUUAUACGAAGAAAGUAUACAAAGGAGUGGCAGAAAACCGUUUUAUACAGAAAAUAGCUUUAGUCCACUGGACUUGAGAGUUAAUUAUACGACAGAGGAGACUGCAGUUUCUUCCUACGAAAUACUGAAUUCUGGGGAGAUUUCUGAGAUGUCAGUCAGUCACCCAAAGGAAGUCACUGAGGUGGGUACAGACAGUCCAGAGGCUGUCUCUGCUUGGUCCCCGGCUGGCAUCUCCUGGACUAGCAGCAUGUUUCGGGAGAACUGCGGGACACCUGGCACAGAACACAGUUUUGAAAGCUUCCAAUCCCCAGACGAGGACAUGGCCUUAAAUGACAUCUUGCGGAAAUUAAAACAUACUAACAGAAAGCAGCAAACACAGAUCCAAGACCUGCAGUGUACUAACCUGUAUUUAGAGGAAAAGGUCAAAGAACUACAGAUGAAGAUGACCAAACAGCAAGGACUCGUCAAGAUCAUAAAUAAGCUAAAGGAGAAUGUUGAAGACUUAAUCGAAGACAAAUACACGAUAAUGCUAGAGAAGAAUGGGAUUAACAAGACUUUGCAGAAUUCACAAGAGGUUUUAGCCAACACCCAAAAACGUCUUCAAGAAUCUAAGAAAGAGAAGGGAAACUUACAGCUUGAACUGAAAAAGAUCAAGAUCAAUUAUGUGCGUUUACAGAAAAGGUGCAUAAGUGCAAUACGACAGAAAAACAGAUCUGUAAGUUAUUGCAUAGAGAUGGACAAAACUUUAAGCAAGAAAGAAGAAGAGGUGGCAAGACUGCAGCGCCUCAAGGAAGAAUUGGAAAAGGCUACCACUUCUGCUCUGGACCUGCUGAAAAGGGAAAGAAAGGUCCAAGAACAAGAGUUCCAGAAAUAUGAAAAGAACAACCUGGAAGAAACACAGAAAUUGAAAUCUAGACUUGAAAAAUUGGUUGUUCAAGUUAAUAAUUUGCAAUCCAUGUACGAAAAUGAAAGAGCUAAGAAUGCGAAACUUCAGCAACAGAUCAAUGAAGUCAAAAAUGAAAAUGCAAAACUUCAGCAACAGAGUAGGAGUGAAGAGCAAACCCCAAACGUUGAGAUGGCUCAGUUAAAGGAACAGCUGGAAGAAGUAAUGGAGUCAGAUGUUACCAAGGAUACAAAGAUGAUACAUUCUAAUUUGUUCCUGAGUUGCCCACCUUGUGAAGAAGAGAACCCGAAUCCCCCAGAUAUGAAGAGAACUUCUCAGUUGGCUUCCAAAUUUCACACACUUCUGGCUCUGAUGAUAGGACUUCUCACAUGCCAGGAUAUCAACAAUCCUGAUGCCGAACAUUUCAAAGAAAAUGAGAAAGUCAGUGAUAUAAUGCUGCAAAAAUUGAAGAGCUUCCAUCUUCAAAAGAAAAAUUUAGAUGAAGAGUUACUAAAACAUAAGGAGAGAAUCGCAACCUUCAGAAAGUUAAUUGCCAGUGAAAAAGCAGGUCAGGAGCCCAUCCUUGAGGUCACAGAUUUUGAUUCAAGUGAAGUCAAGAAUGUUGAAAAUGUACCUAUCUUAUUGGGAGACAAACUGGAUAAAUACCACAGUCUGAACGAGGAGCUUGAUUUCUUGAUCUCGAAAUUGGGAAAUCUUCUAGAGUCAGAAGACGACCACUGCAACAAACUCAUUGAAGAAAAUGACAGUUAUCAGAGACAUGUAGGCAACCUAAUAAAUAAGGUUACAUCAUAUGAAGAAAUUAUUGAAUGUGCUAAUCAAAGGCUUGAAAUAUCUCACUCUGAGAUUGCACAUUUGGAAGACAGAAAUAGGCAUUUAGAAGAUUUAAUUAGAAAGCCCAGAGAGAGAGUCAGAAAACCAAGACCAAGAAGAUUAGAAAGUCAUCCAAAGUCCCUGACGGUGGUAGGUCAUCUUGAUGGUCAUUACAAGGAAUGUUAUGUUUCCAUGUAAUUUGACAAUAAUACAGAAUUGAAUAUGCGUUCUUGAAGUUGCACUUCAGUAAUGUUCAGUGUUGCCUUCCCCUCUGUCCUCAGAAUAGAGCCCCUUCUGCCUCCCAUCAGAAUUUACCCUGUCAUUGAAAACACAUCACUCUGGGACC
Molecule: messenger RNA, 2878 nt
Organism: Tupaia belangeri chinensis (Chinese tree shrew)
Lineage: Eukaryota; Metazoa; Chordata; Mammalia; Scandentia; Tupaiidae
Gene: CAGE1
Product: cancer antigen 1
Exons: 12
Coding region: 214-2730 (838 amino acids)
Source: RefSeq, a predicted model, not a curated record